Messenger RNA from Lachancea sp. 'fantastica', 930 nucleotides. NCBI's taxonomy places the organism in Eukaryota, Fungi, Ascomycota, Saccharomycetes, Saccharomycetales, Saccharomycetaceae. The record is from the annotation of a GenBank genome assembly.
AUGGGCUCUCAGCUGUUGACCGGUGAUCUAGUCCUUUGUAAAGUCGGUUCCUUCGCGCCCUGGCCCGCAGUUGUGUUCCCACAGCGGUUUUUGAGAAAAGAUGUAUACCGGAGACGACGGCCGGAUUGUGUGGCAGUGUGUUUCUUCAAUGACGAAACGUACUAUUGGGACAAGCCGAGCCGGCUGCAACCGCUGUCAAAAAAAGUAGUUGACGAGUUUUUAGAGCGUGCAGAAACCAGUGGUAACGCAGGAGAUCCAGUUUUGGUGGAAGCGUACGAAGAGGCCCGGAACUUCACCUCGUUGCACGAGUUCCUCCUGCAAAGACUGCAGGAAGAAAAACGUAUGCAGGACUGGCAUGAGAACGCAGAUAAAGAUACAAAAAUCGAAGCGGGCGAAGAUCCAUUCAAGGGCAAAUCCGCGAAAAAAGUGAACCCCAUCAAAACAACCACAGAUGACGAACAUCUGGCAACAGCACCAUCGCGGUCCAGGUCGCGAGCCGCUGCAUCGCCAGACUCCAACUCGGCGUCCACACCAGGUGGUGCCGCGGCCACCAAAGCGGGACCCAAGGCCGAUCCCAGCGUUUCUGCCCGCAGAUUGGCGCGACUGGAUCAUGCCAAGCGGAUCGAAAUCUCUCUGCUGCUUCGCCGUAAGCUCCAGACCAACCUCGUACAGCGAAAUACGCCCCCGGGUCCCGAAGAGCUAAAGGAGUCCCGAAAACUGCUAGCCAAAAUAGCCGAGAACAUGUCCUCGAUGCCUCAGUUUUUCGAUCUGGACGCUCUCAGACAGAGCAAAUUGCACAAACUACUCAAAGUGAUAGCCAACGAUGAAAACUUGCAAGAAUUCCAUGGCCAAUGUACAGAGAUCUUAGAAGAAUGGAAAGAUUCUAUUUCUCAGUUGAGGAAAGAAAAACUCAAGUCUCAGGAGACAUGA